Messenger RNA from Guillardia theta CCMP2712, 2793 nucleotides. RefSeq lists its product as hypothetical. Lineage: Eukaryota; Cryptophyceae; Pyrenomonadales; Geminigeraceae. The annotation marks the transcript as partial. The transcript has 8 exons. Gene Ontology annotation, cellular component: 90S preribosome; nucleolus. Gene Ontology annotation, molecular function: tRNA binding; ATP binding; 18S rRNA cytidine N-acetyltransferase activity. Gene Ontology annotation, biological process: rRNA acetylation involved in maturation of SSU-rRNA. The record is from RefSeq and is a predicted model, not a curated record.
AUGAAGAAGAAGGUAGAUCCUCGCGUCAGAGCACUUAUCGAGGCGUCGGUGGCCAACAACCAUAGGAGCUUGUUCGUGCUGGUGGGAGACAAGGGAAGGCAUCAGGUUGUCAACCUUCACUACAUGCUCUCAAAGGCGACAGUGAAGGCUCGCCCGAGCGUACUGUGGUGUUAUAAGAAGGAGUUGGGGUUCAGCUCACACAAGCAGAAGAGGAUCAAGCAGCUGAAGAAGAUGGCUCAUCGCUCGGGAACGGACCUGGAGAAGAUGAAGGAGGAUCCAUUUGAGCUCUUCAUCUCCUCUACCAAGAUUCGCUACUGCUACUACUCUGAGACGCACAAGAUUCUUGGCAACACCUUCGGGAUGUGCGUCCUCCAAGACUUCGAGGCCCUCACUCCCAACUUGCUCGCGCGGACCAUCGAGACGGUGGAGGGGGGUGGGGUAGUCGUGAUCCUGCUCAAGACCAUGUCGUCGCUGAAGCAGCUCUACGCCAUGACCAUGGACGUGCACUCUCGCUUUAGGACGGAAGCUCAUAAGGAUGUGGUGGCGAGGUUCAACGAGAGGUUCCUGCUUUCCCUUGGCAAGUGCCCUUCCGCGCUCGUGCUGGACGACGAGCUCAAUGUCUUGCCAAUCUCCAGCUCGUCUCGCAACAUGCUCUCCGCCCCGCAGACCUCUGAAGACGCCGCAAAGUCUGCGCACGACGAGGAGCUGAAAGAGCUGUGCGACUCGCUGAAAGACACGCAGCCGAUCGGGAACCUGGUUGCCCUCGCGCGCACGAUCGAUCAGGCCAAGUGCCUGCUGACCUUCAUGGAGGCAGUUUCAGACAAGACGCUCCGAUCCACGGUAGCGAUGACGGCAGGACGAGGACGAGGAAAGUCAGCAGCAUUGGGGAUCUCUAUAGCAGGAGCGAUCGCGUACGGCUACAGCAAUAUCUUCGUUACCUCUCCCUCCCCCGAGAACCUCAAUACCCUCUUUGAGUUCAUCCUCAAGGCCUUCGAUGCCCUGGAGUAUAAGGAGCACCUGGACUACCAGGUAGUCCAGAGCUCCAACCCCUCCUUCAACAACUGCAUCGUCAGGAUCAACGUGUUCCACUCGCACCGGCAGACCAUUCAGUACGUCCAGCCCCAGCACAGUCACUUCCUGAGCCAGGCGGAGCUGGUGGUGGUCGACGAAGCCGCGGCGAUCCCUCUGCCUCUCGUGAAGAAGAUGAUGGGUCCAUACCUCCUCUUCCUCUCCUCCACUAUCAACGGGUACGAGGGCACCGGCCGCUCCCUCUCCCUCAAGCUCAUCCAGCAGCUCCGCGAGUCGCAGGCGAGGGGAGCGAGCGUCGUUGAGGGCGACGACAGCGCUGGGGUCGUGCGGGCCCCCAAGAAGUCGCAGGGGGCAGAGGAGAGUAGCAUGCAGGCCUCGGGAGGACGGCUCCUGCGCGAGCUGAAGCUGGAGGUACCGAUCCGCUACUCGUCAGGGGAUAAGGUAGAGCAGUGGCUGAACGAGCUGCUGUGCCUCGACUGCACCAACAAGGUGCCGGCGCUCAGGAACGGCUGCCCCCAUCCCUCAGCCUGCGAGCUCUACUACGUCGAGAGGGACACUCUCUUCUCCUACCACAAGGUGGCGGAGGAGUUCCUGCAGAACAUGAUGUCCCUUUACGUCUCCUCCCACUACAAGAACUCGCCAAACGAUCUCCAGCUGCUCUCCGACGCUCCUGCCCAUCAGAUUUUCGUGCUCCUCGGGCCGGUCGACGACUCAGGGACUUCAACUCCCGACAUCCUCUGCGUCCUCCAGGUCUGCCUGGAAGGUCAGAUCUCAAAGGAGUCGGUCAUGUCCCAGCUGUCGCGCGGUGUCAGACAGGCGGGCGACCUCAUUCCCUGGACCAUCUCCCAGCAGUUUCAAGACGCGGAGUUUGCGGGCCUGUCGGGGGCGCGAGUGGUCAGGAUAGCGACGCAUCCGGAGGUCAGCAGGAUGGGGUACGGGAGCAGAGCCGUCGAGCUGCUGUCCAAGUUCUACGCGGGCGAGCUGAUCGGGGUGGAGGAGGUUGCAGCAGGGAAGGGAGGGAGGAAAGAGAAGGUGGAGGAGGCGGGGGGGUCGAGGCUGCUGGAGGAGAAGAUCACAGAGAGAAAGGAGCUUCCUCCACUCCUGGUCCCCGUCGCUUCCAUGCGCCCGGACCGCCUCGACUACCUCGGGGUCUCGUAUGGCAUCACGGGCGAGCUUUUCCGCUUCUGGAGAAGAGCGAAUUUCCGCUGCGUGUACGUGAGGCAAACUGCGUCGGACUUGACAGGAGAGCACACAUGCAUCUGCUUGAAGGAGCUGAACAGCGAGGACGAGGAGAAGAGCUGGCUGCUGCAGUUCGAAGCUGACUUCCGGAAGAGGUUCGAGCAUCUUCUCGGCUUCGACUUCAACAAGUUCCCUCCCUCCCUUCCCCUCGCUGUCCUCGAGCCUUCCAACGUGAGCAGCGGCGGGUCGGACGGACGGACGGACGGAAGCAGCGAGGAAGAGGAGAGGAGGAGGAGGAAGGGAGUAACGGCAGAGGAACUGGGGAGGAUCUUCACGGUCUACGACCUGAAGCGGCUGGACUCUUACGCCAACAACAUUGUGGACCAUCACAUCGUCCUCGACCUCGUCCCCAGCAUUGCCCAGCUCUUCUUUCUCGACCGCAUCCCGGUCCCCCUCUCCUUCACGCAGGCCGCCAUCCUGCUCGGCAUCGGCCUGCAGCACAAGGCUGUGGACGACCUGGAGAAGGACAUGAAGCUUGAGGCCCGUCAGAUCCUCGCAAACUUCAACAAGCUCAUCCUCCGCAUC